AGAUAUGUUAGAUAAUAAAGGCUCAUUAGAAUAUCUCCCAAUCUAUUCAUUCCUUUUUUCGAAUGAAAAAAGCUCUAGCCUAUUUAACGCUUUUGACCGAAAUGAAGUGGAAGAUAAAUUGGUUAUUAAAAUUGAUCAAGUUGAUCGAGCCCCAAAGUUUUCCAUUGCAGAUGACAUUUCAGUAGUAUAUGGUUUACCCAGAAUUCACAAAUGUAUUAAUGGCCAAAAGCCUUUAAGAGCUGUGAUUGAUAUAGAUGCAUCAAAAAAAGAUAUGGAAACAGCUAAUGUUAAGGGACAGGAAGUAUUUAUUCGAAUCUGUUGCUCUUUCAUAAGAGGUUUAUAUCAAAUUCUUGACUGUGGUUGGAAAGAUAUUCUCAAAGGGUUAGUAAUUGCUACGUCUUCAUAUCCUAGUAAAUGCAGUUAUCAUAUUUUAUAUGCACCAAUUCUACUUAUUGAUCAUCAUGAGCUCAAAGCAUUCACUGAAUUAGUAUAUACCAUAACAGGUGAAAAAUAUGAUAAUGGGUGGAACGAGCUUGAUCAUACUAGAGUUCAACCACCUAUUAGUUUGUGUCUUGAACAUUCUAUCUAUCUUAAGGAUUGGACUAUCGAAGAAAAGAAAGAGACGAAAGAAAACUUCGUAUAUUUUAACUGGAAAGGUCCACUAGAAUGCCCACUAUGUAAACGUAGUGAUGAACCUGAGAAAGUUUUUGAAUGUGACCCAUCUAUCACAGAAAAAAUUAGACAAGAAAAUAAAAAAUCAUUUUCAUCGCCUAGCAUUCACAAGAUAAAAGGCCCAGCGACAGAAACAUAUGAGGAGAUAUAUGUGAGACCACUACCUGACGAAGGGGAUAUUUAUGUAGGCUCAUCCUGGGAAACUGGAAAAACAUAUAUUCUCAAACAUCUUACUAUAUCCGAUAAUGUGAAUUUGCUAGUAUUAUCCACACGAUACUCUUACUCGAAUGCUGUUACUACUAGACUCAAUCUCAAAUCAUAUUGUGAUAUUAAUGGAAAUAUAAAUCUAUCUGAUCACAAGAGGGUAGUAUGCCAGAUAGAAAGCUUACAUCGUAUUACCAAUAAUU
Molecule: messenger RNA, 1079 nt
Organism: Funneliformis geosporum
Lineage: Eukaryota; Fungi; Glomeromycota; Glomeromycetes; Glomerales; Glomeraceae
Source: the annotation of a GenBank genome assembly